AUGGCGUCCGAAGAUGGGAUCUCGGUCCGCCAGAUGAGACUCAAGGUCCUUUACACAUUCGACAGCGAGAACAAAACAAAUUGUCUGGCUCGAUGGCCCCACCUCAUCGACAUCCAAACAGCUUAUAUAGAUGAGGAGACCCAGGUCGGGGUCAUUGAGCUGAAGACGUGUAUACAGGCUAUUGUUUCUGCUAGCCCGGAGUUAGUUGCUAGGCUUGGUCGAGAUUAUACGAUUUACGCAUACGAUUAUUCUGAGUACGAGACGCCGUUGGUUGGGCAGGGAAUGCUCUCAUGGGUGUUGGCUUCUGCCUCACCGACUCCUGAUGCUCCGGCACAUCAGUCGAAAACGAUGGUUACUGGGCGUGUUUGCAAGAAUGUUUUUGGCCUUUUCUCGAAGGGAGGACAAGAAACCCUCGAAGUCAAACUGCGACUCGUCCCUGUCCCAACAAUCUACCAGAACGAAUACCUGAACAGCAUGCAUAAGUAUCGGGAGUCGAGCCAUGCAAUUCCACAAGAGUUUGAUGCUCAAUCUUGGGCAAACUUUGUUCAAUCCAAUCCUGGCCUCCUAGCCUCAGGUGGCUCCGGUUCUGCCCCGCCUCCUUCAGACAAUGGGCUGUCGCCAGUGGACAGAUCCGGAAUUGAUCGACUCCACCAGAUGCUGAGCGAAGGCUCAACUCCAAGAGACUUUUCGAAUAUUGCCACUACAGAACCUGUUCGUGCCGAAUCUCCUGCUCAUUCAACUCGCGCUACACCAAGUCGAACUUCUACUCCUGGCCUAACAAGGACCGAUAGCCAACAUCAAAAGAGACCUUCUGGGGAUGCAUUUCGUCCAUUGUCACGGGCAUCUGGCUAUGAUACGGACUCUCGUCGACGGGCACCUCCUUAUAUGGGUCGGCGAGAUUCAACUUUCUCUGGAUAUGGGAGUGGUGACGAAGUAAAUGAGGCCCCCGCGCCCAAGAGGGCUAAAUUGUUAAGGGCGGAUUUUCUUGACAAAGCUCACAUGAACAUAGAAAGGCAGCCUGGCUCCCUUCGUGUUGCAGCAAGUACCGCCGCAUCCGUACGCAUCCACCGUCCCAUGGCCAUGAACCCAGCGGCUGCUCGAGCUCAGGCAUCUAACGACGACCCUGUCCGCCCACCAACUCCCAUUCCCAGGGUUGCCACUGGUGCCACUCGUCCCAUCCGCCCACCACUCAGCAAUCUUCGCCGUGAGUCAUCCAGUGCCAGCCAAGCCCCGUAUACCUCACCAUAUGCUCACCCUCCCGAGGCUGCUGUCACGUCGCCUGAAGAUGUUCGAUAUGGAAAUGCCAUCGAUACGCCUUUCAAUAUGCCAUCAUCUCCUCCAGUAAUGGAAAACAUGUAUCCUCAAACAUCUAGUCCCCUUCUUCCGCCUCUUCCUGAUCACGACUCGGGUUUUAUGAGCAGUAAUUUGGAUUCAAUUCUCGACGAUAAUUGCAUUGGUAUCACCCUCGAUGAACAGGAUACCUCCACUGGCCAAGUGAGGGAGACACAGGCCAACCCUGAGAAGGAAAACUUAAAUUUGCCAUCUCAUAACAUUUCCCAGAUGCGUACAAACCAAAACAGCAGUUUUCCGAUGAGUGACAGUGUAGUUGAUGCCACCACCAAUGAGCCACCUCCCGCCUUACCACCCCCACCGAGAAGACUAACUGGGUCCCGUCCUUCUUCGCGUGCUAGCAUUAGGCAAAAUUCGAAACCUCUUGCCCCUGCUCCCAUCUCCCAGAGCGAAGCAGAAAGACUCAGCCGCCAGGCAAUUCCCGCUAGCGACCCUGUGCACCCUGCACAAACCUCGCAGCAACAAACCCAGCCAUGGAAUGGCCCAAUGAGUGACUUUCCGACCGCUACUACCCCUGCUCCAAUAGCUACGGAUGACGUAAAAGUACGAAGCGGAGCAGGGGCCAGAAGAACCAAACAAGUUCAAGCACGACUGGAGCAAUGCAUACGUCAAGGUACUGUUCCACCCUAUUGUGAAAAUUGUGGGGCAAUUGAAACACCUACCUGGAGACGAGCUUGGUCGAAAGUUAUCCAAGGCAGCGCUCAAGAUGCAGAUUCCUACGAAGAUGAUCCUUCCAUGCUCUUCUGGCGUCCAGAGGAAUUUGCUUCGGAUGGGAAAACUGUCAUAGCUUUCAAGCAAUUUAAAAAGUCGUUGGCAGAUCACGAUAAGGAUUUUGUUCAACUCUUACUAUGCAACCCAUGUGGCUUAUGGCUCCAUAAAUUCAAAACAAUGCGUCCGGAAAAUAAAUGGAACAAACAACCCCCAAAGGAUAAGGGGAAACGACAAACGAGAAGAACCAAACCCCCUACUGGCACUUCGACGAGAUCCUCUCGUAGCAAAGCCCUAGCUUCAAAGCGAAGCGAAUCAUCUCCUGGACCCACAGACGCCUCUUCGCCAGCCGGUGAAGAAGCAACCACUCCUGCCGAGAAUGGGAACGGUACGCCUGCAGCUAAUGCUGCAGAUGCGCCAUCCCUAUGUCGGUCUAUCAGCCGGCGGGCGAAUAGCGAAGAGCCGCCCAAGUCUGCCCAUAAACGCGAAAAUCGAUGGCGGGAGGAAGAUGCAAGAAAGGCUUUACAUCGUGCAAUUCAAUCUAGCCCAGCUCGCAACAUGGAAGGCCGAACUCUGCCCUUUAUGGAGGCGAAUCUUACACCUAAACCCGUUCGCAGGUCUCUAUUCCCUCCGUCCAAGGAUGGGGACACCAUGAAGACCCUUACUGAUGCAUCGAUCAAUGUGAUACGAAGAAGCCCGCGGGUUGCGUCCAAGCAAUCGAAACUGACCCCUACCAGAGAAGGCGCUACCGCACGAGUGAACGAUGGCCUUGAUGCGCUUUUUGUGUGCAGCGACACUGAAAAUGAUCCAUUACCAUUCCCAGGUAGCCCUACGCCGAAACAAAAUAAAAAUAGAGGUGUUAUUUUAACACCAACUAAAAAUAUUAAUCCAAAUGUGAAUUCGGGCAACUCAACGGACGGUUCUAAGAAAGGAGUUGUGAAUCCCUCGCCCUCGAAAUUGAUUGCCGAAGAACUUGAACGUGCAGGCCAGGAGGGAUCAAGGCUAACCCCCCGCGCUUAUCGGAUAAACAAUCUUUUUAAAGAUGACAUUAGUGCACUACAGAAAAGUCCAGGGCUGCGGAGUUUUGAAUCCAUCGGAGGCCUUGUUUUGGAUAUCUUUGACUCAGACGAAGACUCUGUCACCCAAACCGACUCGUUUUACCCGUUCGUUCCACCGGAUUAUGAAACCGGCGGCAACUGGGCGGACUGGGCUGCUGAAACUAGCAUUUCUCCAAGGACUGCAGAGUCUAUGGGUGCUGCUGCUGCAGGUCAGGAACAGGGCAACCGCGCCAUCUCAUCAAGCCAGCAGUUAACCGGGGGCCAUACAUCGGCACUGCCAGAGUCCGACUUAUUGCAUAUUGACCCCGACGAUCCAGUUUUGAGAAGCCUACUGCUUGACCCAAACUUAAAUUUCCAUGGAAACCUAGAUGACCAAUCUACUGCUGUUGAUGGUUCGAAUAUUUUUGAUAUGUCCAUGGCAGGUUCAGAUAUAUUAAAUGCGCAGCCUAAAGGGAAUGAUUGUGCAGAAAACAAUGAGGCUGCUGUCGCGUGUGCUAUUUUGCAAGAAACCAAUGACAAGACUCCUGUUAAUGAUUCCGGUGCAUCAAACACACAGGAAGCUAGCUAGAUGGAUACAUGUGGCUAAUUGUUUAACUUCUGAUGUUAUUUGAGAAGGGUGAUGUAACGUCGUUUUUUCUAUCAUUGUUUGUUGUUUUGCACGUAUGCAUGUUGAAAAUACCCCGUUCUUUCCGAGUACAUGACUCGUGUCAGGCCAGCAUUUGGCUCUUUGAAUUCGAAUUCCUUCAUUAUU
Molecule: messenger RNA, 3867 nt
Organism: Histoplasma capsulatum G186AR
Lineage: Eukaryota; Fungi; Ascomycota; Eurotiomycetes; Onygenales; Ajellomycetaceae
Exons: 4
Coding region: 1-3684 (1227 amino acids)
Biological process (GO): regulation of transcription by RNA polymerase II; rDNA heterochromatin formation; silent mating-type cassette heterochromatin formation
Molecular function (GO): zinc ion binding
Source: RefSeq, a predicted model, not a curated record